GAAAGAAAGAUAGGAUGAUAGGAACGACCCUCUCUCUUGUUUCUCUGUCCCCUCUCCUCUUUUCCUUGCGAUCUCGAGUGAGUUGUGUCCAUUCCAUUUCAAGUUUUCAACACCGCGUUUAUUCUCAUCUUUUUGUCUUCGCUCACCGUGUCUGCCACCCUGCUGUGUAUACUGUUCUACCGCCCCGGAAUCCAUGAAACCUGCUUGAAACAAAGAAAAAGGGUCAAUUUUCGCCCUAGAUCUGUUCCGGAGUUCUAAUUCUCCGAGAGUUAGGGCUCUAUUUCCAGGUUGAUGAAAUGGCAAAUGUUUUUGAUAAUUGGGAGCGACUGGUUCGAGUGACCUUACAGAGAGAGCAGCUUCGUAGUACCGGGCAGGGGCACGAAAGGACCUCCAGCGGGCUUGCUGGUGCUGUUCCUCCAUCUCUUGGGAGGACGACUAAUAUAGACGCGAUCUUACAGGCUGCUGAUGAGAUACAGGAUGAAGACCCGAAUGUUGCGAGGAUCAUGUGCGAGCAAGCAUAUUCAAUGGCACAGAACCUUGAUCCAAACAGUGAGGGUAGAGGUGUACUACAGUUCAAAACUGGUUUAAUGUCCGUAAUUAAGCAAAAACUUGCCAAGAGAGGUGGAGCAAGAAUUGAUCGUAAUCGUGAUCUUGAGCGCCUGUGGGAAUUUUACCAACUCUAUAAGAAACGACAUAGGGUGGAUGCUAUCCAAAGAGAGGAGCAGAAACGGAGGGAAUCUGGAACAUUCAGUGCCAACUUUGGGGAGUUGGAACUAAGGUCUGUGGAAAUGAAAAGAGUGUUUGCCACUUUAAGGGCCUUAGUUGAGGUAAUGGAGGCACUUUGCAAAGAUGCAGAUCCUGAUGGGGUAGCCAGACUUAUUACAGAGGAGUUAAGAAGGAUAAAGAAAUCAGGUGCUGCAUUGUCUGGAGAACUUACACCUUACAAUAUAGUACCUUUAGAUGCACCAUCUUUAACCAAUGCGAUUGGAGUCUUCCCAGAAGUUAGAGCUGCGAUAUAUGCACUAAGAUAUCCUGAACAUUUUCCUAAGAUUCCUGAGGAUUUUGAGGUUCCUGCUUUGCGAAAUCUGGAUAUGUUUGAUCUUUUGGAGUAUGCUUUUGGUUUUCAGAAAGACAACAUUAGAAACCAGCGAGAAAAUGUGGUUCUUUGUAUAGCAAAUGAACAGUCUUAUCUCGGCAUCCCAAUUGAAGCUCAACCGAAGAUAGAUGAGAAAGCUAUCACUGGGGUUUUCCUAAAGGUACUGGACAACUACAUGAAAUGGUGCAAGUACUUGCAGAUGCGUGUUGUGUGGAACAGUUUAGAAGCAAUUGACAGAGACAGAAAGAUAAUGUUUGUUUCAUUAUAUUUUCUCAUAUGGGGCGAAGCUGCAAAUGUUCGUUUUCUCCCUGAAUGCAUUUGCUAUAUAUUCCACCAUAUGGCAAAGGAGCUAGAUGCAAUAUUAGACCAUGCUGAUGCUAAACAAGCUGCAAGUUGCAUGUUAGAAGAUGGUUCUGUUUCUUACCUCAAUCGGAUUAUUUCUCCUAUCUAUGAGGCGAUGGCAGCGGAAGCCGCCAGAAAUAACAAUGGGAAAGCUGCACAUUCAGCAUGGAGGAAUUAUGAUGACUUCAAUGAAUAUUUCUGGUCACCAACAUGCUUUGACUUGGGUUGGCCAUUAAGGAAGGAGAGUAAAUAUUUGUCAAAGCCUAAGCUUAAGAAAUGGAGAACGAGAGGAAAAUGUUCUUUUGUCGAGCAUCGGACGUUUCUUCACUUAUAUCGAAGUUUCCAUCGUUUGUGGAUUUUUUUAAUCUUGAUGUUCCAGGGUUUGACAAUUAUAGCUUUCAAUCAUAGAAAUAUUAAUCUCAACACCUUCAAGACAUUGCUUAGCAUUGGGCCAACAUUCGCUAUUCUGAACUUUGUUGAGAGUUGUUUAGAUGUUCUGCUUAUGUUUGGGGCAUACUCAACAGCAAGGGGCAUGGCAAUCUCAAGGCUUGUUAUUAGGUUUUUUUGGUUUGGAAUCAGCUCAGUAUUUGUAACAUAUGUCUACCUGAAGGUUCUGGAGGAGAGAGAUAACCCAAACUCAGACUCUUUCUACUUUCGGAUUUAUAUUAUUGUGCUUGGUGUUUAUGCUGCCGUACGCUUGUUCCUUGCAAUAAUGCUAAAAUUUCCAGCUUGUCAUUCAGUGUCAGAAUUUUUUGACAAGUGGUCCUUCUUUCAAUUUUUUAAGUGGAUUUAUCAGGAGCGAUACUAUGUUGGACGUGGCCUUUUUGAAAGGACAACUGAUUAUCUCAGGUAUGUCUCAUUCUGGUUGGUGAUUUUUGCAUGUAAAUUCACCUUUGCAUACUUUCUCCAGAUUAAACCAUUGGUCCAACCUUCCAAUAUUAUUGUGGGCCUCAAAACCUUAAACUACUCAUGGCAUGAUCUUAUCUCAAAGAACAAUAGUAAUGCCUUGACGAUUGCUAGCCUAUGGGCACCUGUUGUUGCUAUCUAUCUUAUGGAUAUCCAUAUAUGGUACACAGUGUUAUCUGCUCUUGUUGGUGGUCUAAUGGGAGCCCGUGCUCGUUUAGGAGAGAUACGCUCAAUUGAAAUGGUGCAUAAACGCUUUGAGAACUUCCCAGAAGCCUUUGUUAAGACUCUUGUAUCUUCCCAGACAAAAAGGCUGCCCAUUGAUAGGCAAUCAGCUCAGGACUCCCAGGACAUGAACAAGACAUAUGCAGCUAUCUUCUCUCCUUUUUGGAAUGAUAUCAUCAAAAGCUUGCGUGAAGAAGAUUAUAUUAGUAAUCGUGAGAUGGACCUGCUCACCAUCCCAAGUAACACCGGAAGCUUGAAAUUGGUUCAAUGGCCUUUGUUUCUUUUAAGCAGUAAGAUCUUUUUGGCUUUGGAUUUAGCUGUGGACUGCAAAGAUACACAGGCUGAUCUAUGGAAGCGAAUAUCUAAGGAUGAAUAUAUGGCCUACGCUGUUCAGGAAUGCUAUUACAGUAUUGAAAAAAUUUUGCAUUCUCUGGUUGAUGGUGAAGGGAGAUUAUGGGUUGAGAGGAUCUUCCGUGAUAUUAAUAACAGUAUAUUGGAGGGCUCACUUGUUAUAACAUUAAAUCUCAAGAAGCUUCAAGUGGUGUUAAAUAGGUUUACAGCAUUGACUGGGCUCCUGAUUCGAAAUGAAACUCCUGAAUUAUCUAGAGGUGCUGCAAAAGCUGUAUAUGACGUGUAUGAAGUUGUUACACAUGAGUUACUGUCAUCUGAUUUAAGGGAACAAUUUGAUACGUGGAAUAUUUUAGCCAGAGCUAGAAAUGAAGGUCGUCUAUUUUCCAGGAUAGAAUGGCCAAAGGAUCCAGAUGUUAAGGAGCAAGUGAAGCGAUUGCACCUACUUCUCACAGUGAAAGAUUCUGCUGCUAAUAUUCCCAAGAAUCUUGAAGCAAGGCGAAGGUUAGAGUUUUUUACAAACUCUUUAUUCAUGGAGAUGCCUUCAGCAAAGCCUGUUAGUGAAAUGAUUCCUUUCAGUGUCUUCACCCCAUACUACAGCGAGACUGUGCUCUAUAGUUUGUCUGAAUUGCAAAAGGAAAAUGAGGAUGGAAUAUCUAUUAUUUUCUAUCUUCAGAAGAUAUUUCCAGAUGAAUGGGAGAAUUUCUUGGAACGAAUUGGUCGAGGUGAAUCUACUGGGGAUGCUGAUCUGCAGCAGAGCUCUAGUGAUUCCUUAGAACUUCGUUUUUGGGCGUCUUAUCGAGGCCAGACUUUAGCUAGAACUGUGCGUGGAAUGAUGUACUACAGAAGGGCUCUGAUGCUACAAAGUUAUCUAGAAAGGAGAGCAUUGGGGGAAUUAGAAGAUGGUUAUUCAAGAGCCAAUCUCCCAACAUCACAAGGAUUUGAGAUAUCUCGCAUAUCCCGGGCACAGGCAGAUCUUAAGUUUACUUAUGUGGUAUCAUGCCAAAUUUAUGGCCAACAGAAACAGAAGAAGGCUCCAGAGGCAGCUGACAUUGCUCUUUUGUUACAGAGGAAUGAGGCGCUUCGAGUUGCUUUCAUACAUGUUGAGGAGAGUAGUGCCAAUGAUGGGAAGAUUUUGAAGGAAUUCUAUUCAAAGUUAGUAAAAGCUGAUGCACAUGGAAAGGAUCAGGAAGUCUAUUCCAUCAAGCUACCUGGAGACCCCAAGCUUGGAGAGGGGAAGCCCGAAAACCAAAACCAUGCUAUAAUCUUCACACGUGGGGAGGCUAUUCAAACUAUCGACAUGAAUCAGGAUAACUACCUUGAAGAAGCAAUGAAAAUGAGAAAUCUUCUAGAGGAAUUUCGAGGAAAUCAUGGUCUUCGACGUCCAACUAUUCUUGGUAUAAGAGAGCAUGUCUUUACUGGAAGUGUUUCAUCAUUAGCUUGGUUUAUGUCCAACCAAGAAACUAGCUUUGUCACCUUGGGUCAGCGCAUUCUAGCGAAUCCUCUCAAGGUCCGCAUGCACUAUGGGCAUCCUGAUGUGUUUGACAGGAUAUUUCAUAUAUCUCGAGGUGGAAUUAGUAAAGCAUCCCGUGUCAUAAACAUCAGUGAGGACAUAUAUGCAGGUUUCAAUUCCACAUUACGGCAGGGUAACAUUACACACCAUGAAUACAUUCAGGUUGGAAAAGGGCGUGAUGUUGGGCUGAACCAAAUUGCCCUUUUUGAGGGAAAAGUUGCUGGUGGGAAUGGGGAACAAGUCUUAAGUAGAGAUGUAUAUCGGCUUGGGCAACUAUUUGACUUUUUCAGAAUGUUAUCUUUCUACUUUACAACUGUUGGUUAUUAUGUUUGCACAAUGAUGACGGUUCUUACUGUGUACAUUUUCUUAUAUGGAAGGGUUUAUCUGGCUUUUUCUGGACUUGAUUAUCAAAUUACCCGGGAAGCUAAAUUGUUGGGUAAUACUGCACUGGAUGCUGUUCUAAAUGCUCAGUUCUUGGUCCAAAUUGGAGUUUUUACUGCAGUCCCAAUGAUAAUGGGUUUUAUACUUGAACAAGGAUUACUGAAGGCUGUUUUCAGUUUUAUUACAAUGCAGCUUCAGUUGUGCUCUGUUUUCUUCACAUUCUCUCUAGGAACUAGAACUCAUUAUUUUGGACGUACGAUACUCCAUGGAGGUGCAAAAUACAAAGCAACUGGUAGAGGCUUUGUUGUACGUCACAUCAAAUUUGCAGAAAAUUACAGGCUUUAUUCACGGAGCCACUUUGUCAAGGCAUUUGAGGUGGCGCUGCUUCUUAUAGUUUAUAUGGCAUAUGGUUAUACAGAUGGAGGCUCUGCUUCCUUUGUCCUGCUAACUUUCAGUAGUUGGUUCCUUGUCAUAUCGUGGCUCUUUGCUCCUUAUAUCUUUAAUCCUUCAGGAUUUGAGUGGCAGAAGACUGUGGAGGACUUUGAUGAUUGGACCAAUUGGCUUCUGUAUAGAGGUGGAGUUGGGGUGAUAGGAGAAGAUAGCUGGGAAUCUUGGUGGGAUGAAGAACAGGUGCAUAUCCAAACAUUGAGAGGCCGUAUCUUGGAAACAAUAUUAAGCUUGAGAUUUUUCAUAUUUCAAUAUGGCAUAGUCUACAAACUACAUCUCACUGGAAAAGAUACUUCACUGGCGAUUUACGGGUUCUCCUGGGUUGUUCUUGUUGGCAUUGCCAUGAUAUUCAAGAUAUUCACCUUCAGCCCAAAAAAGUCUUCCAACUUCCAGCUAGUUAUGCGAUUUAUACAGGGAGUCACAUCCUUGGGCCUUCUUGCAGCCCUUUGUCUUGUUGUUGCAUUCACUGAUCUGUCAAUUCCAGACAUUUUUGCCAGCAUACUAGCAUUUAUUUCUACCGGUUGGGCUAUUCUAUGCCUGGGAAUUACAUGGAAAAACAUUGCGAGGACUUUGGGGUUAUGGGACUCAGUUCGUGAGUUUGCCCGAUAUUAUGAUGCUGGAAUGGGCGUGCUCAUAUUUGCUCCAGUGGCGUUUUUGUCAUGGUUCCCAUUUGUAUCCACCUUCCAGUCACGCCUUCUCUUUAACCAAGCAUUCAGCCGAGGACUGGAGAUAUCUCUCAUCCUUGCUGGAAACAAAGCCAACACUCAAUUUUGAUAAUCAUUCUUUUUGCCCAGUCUAAAGAGAUGCAGGAAUCCUAUCUUCAGUUAAAUAGUAUGUAAUUUGAAUCCUUUACUCGUUAUAAUAUCCCGUGUACCUUAUUUGCAAAGUUGCAAGUUUUCUUUUUCUUC
Molecule: messenger RNA, 6163 nt
Organism: Nelumbo nucifera (sacred lotus)
Lineage: Eukaryota; Viridiplantae; Streptophyta; Magnoliopsida; Proteales; Nelumbonaceae
Gene: GSL8
Product: glucan synthase-like 8
Biological process (GO): (1->3)-beta-D-glucan biosynthetic process
Cellular component (GO): plasma membrane; 1,3-beta-D-glucan synthase complex
Molecular function (GO): 1,3-beta-D-glucan synthase activity
Source: RefSeq, a predicted model, not a curated record